CCGCCUCUCCCGGCCCGGCGGAAUCACCCGUUCUUCACCGCACCCACCCCUCCCGCCAUGCACUGCCUCGCCCCGCACUUCCUCCUGCUCCUCCCACCUCCAGCCACCGCCGCCUCUCGCCACGCUCUCCCCCAAACCCCGCCGCCGCUCCUCCUUCCGUCCCGCCCAGCCCAAGGCCCCGCCGCCCCGCUCCAUCUCCCCUCCGCGCGCUCCCCGUCCCGCGCCGCCGCCCCGGUGUCCGACGACGACGAUGACGAGGAGGAGGAGGAGGAGGAGGAGGAGGAGGAGGAGGAGGAGGAGGAGGAUGACGACGAGAUAGAAACCCUCGACGCCGACGCGGAGUACGACGAGGACGAGGAGGAGCUGGUGGACGAGGAGAGCGGCGGCGAGGAUGAGGAUGAAGGGGAGGAGGCGGAGGAUUCGCGGGAGGAAACCGCGGCGCGGAGGCAGCAGUCGGAGGAGUACAAGUCGCAGCAGGUGGCUAAGCUGGUGGCCGAGGUGCGGGAGUUCGGCGAGGACAUCAUCGAUUACAAUGAGCUCGCCGGGAUCUACGACUUCCCCAUCGACAAGUUUCAGCGUCUGGCUAUACAAGCAUUUUUAAGAGGCUCAUCUGUGGUAGUUUCUGCACCUACAAGUAGUGGGAAGACACUAAUUGCAGAAGCUGCAGCUGUUGCGACAGUUGCUAGAGGAAGACGUCUCUUCUACACAACACCGUUGAAGGCCUUGUCAAACCAGAAGUUCCGUGAUUUCCGGAAUACCUUUGGUGACCAUAAUGUUGGUCUUCUUACAGGAGAUUCAGCUAUUAACAAAGAUGCCCAGAUCCUAAUAAUGACGACAGAGAUUCUGCGUAAUAUGCUGUAUCAAAGUGUUGGUAUGACAGCGUCCCAAGGUAGAUUGUUUGAAGUUGAUGUCAUUGUUUUGGAUGAAGUCCAUUACUUAAGUGAUAUUUCACGCGGCACUGUUUGGGAAGAAACAGUGAUAUAUUGUCCAAAGGAAGUCCAGCUUAUAUGCUUGUCUGCCACAGUUGCAAAUCCUGAUGAAUUAGCCGGCUGGAUAGGUCAGGCUUGCGGUAGCAUUAUAGGUAUCCAUGGGAAAACAGAGCUGGUGACAUCAAACAGACGUCCGGUUCCACUAACUUGGCACUUCUCGAAGAAAUUUGCACUUCUGCCACUUCUUGAUGGGAAAGGAAAGAAAAUGAAUAGGAAAUUGCGAAUGUCUCACUCCCAGAACAUAUCUUCUCCAAAAAGUGAAUUCUAUUAUGUGAAAGGAAAGAGGAAGCUAAGAACAAAUAAAAAUGAACAACAAGGUAACAGAAGCCCGUUGGAUAUAUCGAAACAGGUUCAGUUGUCCAAGCAUGAGGUCACCAACAUGCGCCGUUCCCAGGUUCCACUAAUACGUGACACUUUAUCACAGCUUUGGGAAAACGACAUGCUUCCAGCUAUUUGGUUUAUCUUUAGUAGAAGAGGAUGUGAUGCAGCUGUUGAAUAUCUUGAAGAUUGUAGACUUUUGCAUGAUUGUGAGGCUAGUGAGGUUGAACUGGAACUUCGGAGGUUCAGGAUGCAGUACCCUGAUGCUAUCCGGGAAAAUGCUGUGAAAGGACUCAUGCGAGGAGUUGCUGCCCAUCAUGCUGGUUGUCUGCCACUGUGGAAGUCCUUCAUUGAAGAAUUGUUUCAGCGUGGCCUUGUUAAAGUAGUCUUUGCAACAGAAACCCUUGCUGCUGGGAUCAACAUGCCUGCUAGGACGGCUGUGAUUUCUUCUCUCAGCAAAAGAAUUGAUGCUGGACGCCAGCUCUUAACCCCAAAUAACCUAUUCCAGAUGGCAGGUCGUGCUGGAAGGAGAGGGAUCGAUACAGUUGGGCAUUCUGUUCUUGUUCAGACUCCUAAUGAAGGACCAGAAGAAUGCUGUGAUGUUAUCUUUGCUGGACUAGAGCCACUGGUUUCACAAUUUACCGCAUCCUACGGGAUGGUUUUGAAUCUCCUUGCUGGUUCAAAAGUUACUCAUAACCAGAAAGAAUCGGGUGAUGUUAAGGCCAAACGUUCUGGAAGAACAUUAGAAGAAGCUCGAAAGUUAGUGGAGCAAAGCUUUGGGAAUUAUGUUGGAAGCAAUGUAAUGGUUGCUGCUAAAGAAGAACUUGAAAGAACACAGAAAGAGAUACAGUACCUCUCUUCAGAAAUUACGGAUGAAUUCAUUGACCGGAGAUGCAGGGAGGAAUUAUCAGAGGAAGACUAUGCUGAGAUUUCCCUUCUACAAAAGAAAUUUAAGGAAGAGAAGCAGAUAAGAAAUGAACUGAAAAAGAGAAUGGAACUAGAGAGAAUGGCUGCAUGGAAAACUCGAUUAGAAGAAUUUGAAAGUGGUCACCUUCCUUUCAUGUGCUUGCAAUACAAAGAUAAAGAUUCGGUUCACCACACAAUUCCUGCUGUUUUCAUUGGAAGCCUCAGCUCGUUUGAUGAUCAGAAGAUCGAGAGCAUGCUGGAAGAUGAUUCUAUUAGUCCAGGCAAGCAGGAAGUUGAUAGUGGGGGAGAGCUAUAUUACCCAUCCUACUAUGUUGCUCUGAGUUCAGACAAUUCAUGGUAUCUGUUCACAGAAAAAUGGAUAAAAACAGUUUACAGGACAGGUCUACCCGCUUUGCCAUCAGUGGAGGGUGGGACACUCCCUAGAGAAACCCUGAAGCAGCUCCUUUUGCGUGAAGAUAUGAUGUGGGAUCAAGUCGCAAAAUCAGAGUAUGGUUCUUUGUCGUGCAUGGAUGGAUCACUAGACACAUGGUCAUGGAGUCUUAAUGUUCCUGUGCUUAAUAGCCUCUCAGAAGAUAAUGAGGUAGAACGAUUCUCCCAGGAACAUCAAACUGCCGUAGAAUGUCACAAGCAACAGAGGAGGAAGGUUUCACAACUGAAGAAAACAAUCAGGAGUACUAAGGGGUUUAGAGAAUUUCAAAAGAUCAUUGACAGGAGAAACUUUACAAAAGAAAAGAUUGAGCGUUUGGAGGCUAGAUCUCGUCGUUUGACUCGACGCAUAAUGCAAAUUGAGCCAACCGGCUGGAAAGAAUUUUUGCAGAUUAGCAAAGUUAUACAAGAGGCUAGAGUGUUAGAUAUCAAUACCCAGGUAAUCUAUCCUUUGGGUGAGACAGCAGCAGCCAUACGAGGGGAAAAUGAGCUCUGGCUUGCUAUGGUUCUAAGGAACAAGGUCCUUUUGGAUCUUAAGCCAUCGCAACUGGCAGCAGUGUGUGGGAGUUUAGUGUCAGAAGGGAUCAAACUCCGUCCUUGGAAAAAUAGCAGUUAUGUGUAUGAACCGUCUUCAGUUGUUACUGGUGUUAUAAACUACUUAGAUGAGCAGAGAAAUUCACUGAUCGAGCUCCAAGAGAAACAUGGUGUAAAGAUACCUUGCGAAAUAGAUACCCAGUUUGCUGGAAUGGUUGAAGCCUGGGCAUCAGGGUUGACUUGGAGGGAGAUAAUGAUGGACUCUGCAAUGGAUGAUGGAGAUUUAGCCCGUCUGCUCAGACGGACAAUGGAUUUACUAGCUCAGAUUCCAAAAUUGCCAGACAUAGAUCCGGUUCUGCAAAAAAAUGCACAAAUUGCUUGCAACGUCAUGGACCGAGUGCCGCUGAGCGAGCUUGCUGGCUGAAACCUGGAAACUGUAAGCACUACAUUGGUCAUUUGUUGUAGGUAGGCAAUUCUUUGUUGUACAUUACCAGACAACUAAAUAUCCUUUUCUAUGGGAUCCUCAAUAUCCUUGUAUCAAAUUUAGUUGCUGGACGGAAUUAUAUCUACUGUUGCUGGCAUUUAUAUAAAAAA
Brachypodium distachyon (stiff brome) is the source of this 3788-nucleotide messenger RNA. Its product is annotated as DExH-box ATP-dependent RNA helicase DExH15 chloroplastic. Gene Ontology annotation, cellular component: Ski complex. The coding region runs from base 58 to 3618 and encodes 1186 amino acids. Gene Ontology annotation, biological process: nuclear-transcribed mRNA catabolic process, 3'-5' exonucleolytic nonsense-mediated decay. Lineage: Eukaryota; Viridiplantae; Streptophyta; Magnoliopsida; Poales; Poaceae. The record is from RefSeq and is a predicted model, not a curated record. Gene Ontology annotation, molecular function: nucleic acid binding; RNA helicase activity; ATP binding. The transcript is spliced from 17 exons.